AUGUCUGCUAAGGACACUCUGGUCCAAGAACUGGAGCAGAAGAUCCAGACCCUGCAGAGAGAUGUCUCUGAGAAAGAGGCAUCUUUCAAGGAGCAGGAGGACCUGAUGUCCGAGGACCUGAUGUCUGCUAAGGACACUCUGGUCCAAGAACUGGAGCAGAAGAUCCAGACCCUGCAGAGAGAUGUCUCUGAGAAAGAGGCAUCUUUCAAGGAGCAGGAGGACCUGAUGUCCGUGAAGGACAUUGUGGUCCAAAAGUUGGAUCAGCAGACACAGACCCUGCAGAGAGAUGUCUCUGAAAAAGAGACAUUUAUCAAAGAGCAGGAGGACCUGAUGUCUGCUAAGGACACUCUGGUCCAAGAACUGGAGCAGAAGAUCCAGACCCUGCAGAGAGAUGUCUCUGAGAAAGAGGCAUCUUUCAAGGAGCAGGAGGACCUGAUGUCCGUGAAGGACAUUGUGGUCCAAAAGCUGGAUCAGCAGACACAGACCCUGCAGAGAGAUGUCUCUGAAAAAGAGACAUUUUUCAAAGAGCAGGAGGACCUGAUGUCUGCUAAGGACACUCUGGUCCAAGAACUGGAGCAGAAGAUCCAGACCCUGCAGAGAGAUGUCUCUGAGAAAGAGGCAUCUUUCAAGGAGCAGGAGGACCUGAUGUCCGUGAAGGACAUUCUGGUCCAAAAGCUGGAUCAGCAGACACAGACCCUGCAGAGAGAUGUCUCUGAAAAAGAGACAUUUUUCAAAGAGCAGGAGGACCUGAUGUCUGCUAAGGACACUCUGGUCCAAGAACUGGAGCAGAAGAUCCAGACCCUGCAGAGAGAUGUCUCUGAGAAAGAGGCAUCUUUCAAGGAGCAGGAGGACCUGAUGUCCUUGAAGGACAUUCUGGUCCAAAAGCUGGAUCAGCAGACACAGACCCUGCAGAGAGAUGUCUCUGAAAAAGAGACAUUUAUCAAAGAGCAGGAGGACCUGAUGUCUGCUAAGGACACUCUGGUCCAAGAACUGGAGCAGAAGAUCCAGACCCUGCAGAGAGAUGUCUCUGAGAAAGAGGCAUCUUUCAAGGAGCAGGAGGACCUGAUGUCCGUGAAGGACAUUGUGGUCCAAAAGCUGGAGCAGCAGACACAGACCCUGCAAAGAGAUGUCUCUGAAAAAGAGACAUUUUUCAAAGAGCAGGAGGACCUGAUGUCUGCUAAGGACACUCUGGUCCAAGAACUGGAGCAGAAGAUCCAGACCCUGCAGAGAGAUGUCUCUGAGAAAGAGGCAUCUUUCAAGGAGCAGGAGGACCUGAUGUCCGUGAAGGACAUUGUGGUCCAAAAGUUGGAUCAGCAGACACAGACCCUGCAGAGAGAUGUCUCUGAAAAAGAGACAUUUAUCAAAGAGCAGGAGGACCUGAUGUCUGCUAAGGACACUCUGGUCCAAGAACUGGAGCAGAAGAUCCAGACCCUGCAGAGAGAUGUCUCUGAGAAAGAGGCAUCUUUCAAGGAGCAGGAGGACCUGAUGUCCGUGAAGGACAUUGUGGUCCAAAAGCUGGAUCAGCAGACACAGACCCUGCAGAGAGAUGUCUCUGAAAAAGAGACAUUUAUCAAAGAGCAGGAGGACCUGAUGUCUGCUAAGGACACUCUGGUCCAAGAACUGGAGCAGAAGAUCCAGACCCUGCAGAGAGAUGUCUCUGAGAACGAGGCAUCUUUCAAGGAGCAGGAGGACCUGAUGUCCGUGAAGGACAUUGUGGUCCAAAAGCUGGAUCAGCAGACACAGACCCUGCAGAGAGAUGUCUCCGAAAAAGAGACAUUUAUCAAAGAGCAGGAGGACCUGAUGUCUGCUAAGGACACUCUGGUCCAAGAACUGGAGCAGAAGAUCCAGACCCUGCAGAGAGAUGUCUCUGAGAAAGAGGCAUCUUUCAAGGAGCAGGAGGACCUGAUGUCCGUGAAGGACAUUGUGGUCCAAAAGCUGGAUCAGCAGACACAGACCCUGCAGAGAGAUGUCUCUGAAAAAGAGACAUUUAUCAAAGAGCAGGAGGACCUGAUGUCUGCUAAGGACACUCUGGUCCAAGAACUGGAGCAGAAGAUCCAGACCCUGCAGAGAGAUGUCUCUGAGAAAGAGGCAUCUUUCAAGGAGCAGGAGGACCUGAUGUCCGUGAAGGACAUUGUGGUCCAAAAGCUGGAUCAGCAGACACAGACCCUGCAGAGAGAUGUCUCUGAAAAAGAGACAUUUAUCAAAGAGCAGGAGGACCUGAUGUCUGCUAAGGACACUCUGGUCCAAGAACUGGAGCAGAAGAUCCAGACCUUGCAGAGAGAUGUCUCUGAGAACGAGGCAUCUUUCAAGGAGCAGGAGGACCUGAUGUCCGUGAAGGACAUUGUGGUCCAAAAGCUGGAUCAGCAGACACAGACCCUGCAGAGAGAUGUCUCUGAAAAAGAGACAUUUAUCAAAGAGCAGGAGGACCUGAUGUCUGCUAAGGACACUCUGGUCCAAGAACUGGAGCAGAAGAUCCAGACCCUGCUGCAGAGAGAUGUCUCUGAGAAAGAGGCAUCUUUCAAGGAGCAGGAGGACCUGAUGUCCAAGAUCCAGACCCUGCAGAGAGAUGUCUCUGAGAAAGAGGCAUCUUUCAAGGAGCAGGAGGACCUGAUGUCCGUGAAGGACAUUGUGGUCCAAAAGCUGGAUCAGCAGACACAGACCCUGCAGAGAGAUGUCUCUGAAAAAGAGACAUUUAUCAAAGAGCAGGAGGACCUGAUGUCUGCUAAGGACACUCUGGUCCAAGAACUGGAGCAGAAGAUCCAGACCCUGCAGAGAGAUGUCUCUGAGAAAGAGACAUCUUUCAAGGAGAGCAGGAGGACCUGA
Plectropomus leopardus (leopard coralgrouper) is the source of this 2823-nucleotide messenger RNA. The record is from RefSeq and is a predicted model, not a curated record. Lineage: Eukaryota; Metazoa; Chordata; Actinopteri; Perciformes; Serranidae.